This is a messenger RNA of Sparassis crispa, 348 nucleotides long. RefSeq lists its product as hypothetical. Bases 1 to 348 code for a protein of 115 amino acids. The transcript has 2 exons. Lineage: Eukaryota; Fungi; Basidiomycota; Agaricomycetes; Polyporales; Sparassidaceae. The record is from RefSeq and is a predicted model, not a curated record.
AUGUCACCCACCACAGAGAAGAAAGUUCGCAGAGAUACUCCUGACGAUGUGAAGGGCCGCCCAGAACCGACCAACGACGUUCACGUUCUGAGCGAGAGACUUAGUCGAGACCCGCGCUUCAACCCGCCGACCCCGUCUGUCUGGAAACGCGUCGCGCUCCUCAUCUUCGUGGUCGUUCUCUUCUGGUUGGCCUUCUCGAUGCGUGCGCAGCACCACAAGCCCGCCGUGGUCCACGCUCAGAGGUACUCGAAGGAGUUCAAGUACAGACCUGCAGCGAGUCCUGUCAUCACCGAGCGGUUAAAGGAUGGUCGGACGCGGAUUAGGGGUGCUAUGCCGUCGGUGCGGUGA